UAUGAGUAAUGGACCAGGGGUCUCAAACUUGCGGGCCAAUUGCGGCCAGCCGGACGAUAUUUUGUGGCCCCAUACUUGACAUCAAAGUUUAGUCACUUUUUUUUUUGGGCAACCGCAACCGAGUUCCUCAAGUUGUGGAGCUUCAUAUCCGUGAGCAUGAAAUGUACGUGCGUCAGUUUUUCUCACUGCAAACAACUGUUAAUAGUAAAGCUUGAGAAGACUGGAUAUUUGUACUUUUUUGUGGAAUACUUGAUGCGGCCCAGGCUCUACCUCCAGCGGCCCCAAGAUGCCUGUCUUCACUGCCGUUUAAAUAAAGUGCUGAAGGACUAGUAUCAAACAAAACGUGUUGCUCGAUGGCGCCAUUUAGUGGUCACACUACGUAACGUCAACCCGUGGUGACGGGCCACAGAAGAGCGGUGUCUGUCAACGGGACUUCACAGCGACCAGACGCGGGCAUGAAACUACCGUUUCAGCCAACUCAUUUGAUACUUGAUUCUGCAUUUUUUUUUCGGUCUACCAAGCGUAAGUAAUCACUGGUUGUCAGCAUGGCCCAACAGCCUGCUGAGCUGCUGCUGGUCAAGGAUCAGUACGAGUUGGCGUUUCACUGUCUGAGCCAGGGACGCGGGGCAGAGGACGCCGGUAAAAGGAACGAGGGCCUGGACUACUACCGGCGGGGCAGACAGCACCUCCAACAGGGACUGGAGAUCCCCACGAACGGCGAGCGGCACCGAGGCCCCAACUGGGACGCCGCCAGACAGCUCCAGCAUAAGAUGGCCGCCAUUCUCAAGAACCUGACGCUACAUCUGGCCGAUCUGGAGACCACCAAGCAGACGACUGAGGCCCAGAGAAGCCGGGUCUCCAUGGAUCCUCUCCCCACCGGUGUGGACACACUGGAGCCCCAACAGCGCUGUCUGUACCCUAGCAUACCGGCGAUGCUCGCUCAGACCUCGACGUUUCCGGAGCUAGUAGUGCAAGCACAAGACAGCCUUUUUACUGCUGUGAGUUCGACCCCCGACCUCCCCUCUCUACCCCCCAGACCCCUUGUCCUUCCCGGGGACCAGCCUCCGGCGUACACCCCGCGGCCCGGCGAGGGCCACCAGAGCCUCAUCGGGAGCGCUGGCGGCGUGUUGUGGGGACAGGGGCCCGGGGCCCUGUGUGGAAGGGUGGGCCAGGAGCUGGUGUUCAUUCCUGCGGGGGUGCAGAUGUUCUUCGUUGCUCCAGACGGACAGGUCAGCUCCCUGUUCCAGCCGGGUUACCUGCGCAUCUUCAGGUGUGAGGAGGAACGUUCUCCAGCGGCAGCCGGCAAGGAGAAGCCCUCCUCAGCCUACCUUCAUGUGUGCGACUGGCUCUAUCCGCUGGCGCCAGACACCCCCGUCCUAUUGGCCAGCUCUGGGAUCUACAUGUUCCCGGACACGCUGAGGGCCAGCCCGGGCUCCUACGUGGGCAUCGUCCUGUCCAACGAACUCCCCGCCGCUCACCGAGAGCUGUUUAAGGACAUCCUGGCUCAGCUUGUGGAACUGCGGGUUCAGGUUCCAGUCGAGGGCGAGAGGUCAGAGGUCAUCAACCUGAGUGAAAAGGUUCCCCUUGGACCGGUGGAGGAGGAGGAGGAGGCAGCCCCGCUCAUCGUGACGGGAGAGGAGAAACCUCCACUUCCUGAGUGGAGCGAAAAGAUGGCCCAACAUAUCUUGUCAGGGGCGUCGUGGCUGAGCAAGGAGUUUCUGCGCGGGGCCGAGUUCACGGGUAAGGCCGUCCACAAAGGGGCCACCAAGCUGCGCACCAACAUGACCCCCGAGGAGACCCCCGUGGAGAUCAGCCCCAAGGUCACCAAGGGCCUGCAGGCCGCCCAGCAGGCCACCGGGGGCGCAGCGCGGGUCAGCCGCUUCCUGGUGAACGGCGUGAGCACGGUUGCGGAGGCCGUGGGCGAGCGGCUGGCGCCACACGUGAAGAAGCACGGCGCCAAGUUGAUCCCGGAGAGCCUGAGGAAGAGCAAGGACGGCCAGGCCUCCAGCAUGGACGGGGCCAAGCUGGUGGCCGUCACCAGCCUACAGGGCGUUUCUGCCGUGUGGACAGCUCUGGAGUCAGGAGCCAAGACCGUGGGUAAAAGUGUGGCUUCGGAAACGGUCAUGACCGCAAAGUACAAAUUUAAGGGUUUAGAGAAACUGUUAAACAUGCCCGGGAACCAAUGACUGCAAGACGAGUGAAAAGGCAACCAAAUCUUUGAACUGAUGACUGAAAUUUGUCAAUUUUUUCUUUAUUUAAACGCUCUUCUAACUUCAACCAUGUUGGAUAUAAUAACCCAAAUCAACUGUUUCAAACUGAUAUUUUAAUCAAACAUUUCUAUAUUAACGCUUUCUAUACGCGCCAGACAAUACCAAUGGGUUCUUGUUGGCAUGCUGUUCAUCUUCUUUAACCAAUCAGUGUUAACAGAAGCUAUAUCUCUGCCCUAUCGCAUGGUGAUGCCUCUUCUUCUGCUGUUCAUAAAGUGUGCAUUGUGCGGUUAAUAAAAUAUACACCAUGAAACAUCA
Gadus chalcogrammus (walleye pollock) is the source of this 2525-nucleotide messenger RNA. RefSeq names its product spartin a (gene sparta). The record is from RefSeq and is a predicted model, not a curated record. The transcript has 10 exons. Gene Ontology annotation, biological process: cell division; negative regulation of BMP signaling pathway. Gene Ontology annotation, cellular component: plasma membrane. Lineage: Eukaryota; Metazoa; Chordata; Actinopteri; Gadiformes; Gadidae. Bases 546 to 2186 code for a protein of 546 amino acids.